Molecule: messenger RNA, 4158 nt
Organism: Selaginella moellendorffii
Lineage: Eukaryota; Viridiplantae; Streptophyta; Lycopodiopsida; Selaginellales; Selaginellaceae
Product: probable aldehyde oxidase 1
Exons: 10
Coding region: 106-4086 (1326 amino acids)
Molecular function (GO): oxidoreductase activity; FAD binding; 2 iron, 2 sulfur cluster binding
Source: RefSeq, a predicted model, not a curated record
AUGACGUGAUCCACCCGGACGCGUGGACAGGAAAGAAGAAAUAGGGUCAGCUCUCUGUUCUCUCCAUCUAUCUAUCUCUCUCUCUCUCUCUCGAUCGAUCGAUCGAUGGGAAGCUCUCCAUCUCCAGAUUGCUUGGAGCCGCCGCAAGGAUCUCUCGUCUUCGCGUUGAAUGGAAAUCGCGUGGAGCUCCACCAUGUCGAUCCCUCCAUGACGCUGCUCGCAUUCCUCCGCAACGAGGCGGCGCUCACGGGCACCAAGCUCGGCUGCGGCGAGGGAGGAUGUGGAGCAUGCGUGGUUCUUGUGUCCAAGCACAGCGCCUCCCGCGGCGAGAGCGAGGAUUUCACCGUGAAUUCGUGCCUGGCGCCUCUCUGCUCGCUCCACGGCUGUGCCGUCACGACGAUUGAAGGCCUGGGAAACUCCCGCGACGGGCUCCACUCGAUCCAGAAGAGAUUUGCGGGGUUCCAUGGCUCGCAGUGUGGAUUUUGCACGCCGGGUAUGUGCAUGUCGCUCUACGGCGCGCUGCGAUCGCAGCCCAGGCCUACGCAGACGGUGGAUUUGGAGAAAUCCAUCGCUGCGAAUCUGUGCCGCUGCACGGGCUAUAGGCCGAUCUCCGAUAUUUGCAAGAGCUUCUCCAGCGAUGUGGAUCUUGAGGACCUCGGGAUAAAUUCCUACUGGAAGCUGGGAGAUACGCCGGAUAGAAAUCUCCUGCCGGGCUACAAUCCAGGACUGGAAGGUUCUCGGUUCCCCGACUUUCUGGAUCGUCAGGAUCACUCUCUCGUUGCUCUGGGUUCUACGAAGAAAUGGAUUCGACCGGGUGGUUUGGAGGAAGUUUUCACGAUGCUCGAGAGGUAUCAAGACACGGCCAGGCUCGUAGCUGGAAACACCAGCACAGGGAUUUACAAGGACGAUCUCCAGUCCAGUCCGGAAGUUUUCAUAGAGAUUGGUGCCGUUCCAGAGCUCCUGGAGGAGAAAGUUAUCGAGGAUGGGAUUGAAGUCGGUGCUGCCGUGAAGAUAUCCAAGCUUAUAGCUCUCCUCAAGGCUUCUGGCCGCAGUGAUUCGAGCGGAGUUUAUCUCAAGUUGGCCGAGCACAUGAGAAAAGUGGCAACUUUGCACGUAAGAAACGCGGGGAGCGUGGGAGGAAAUCUGAUCCUGGCACAGAAGCUCGGCUUCGACUCCGACAUUGCGACUUUACUGGUUGGAGCCGGCGCUUCGGUCAAGGUGGUGACGCAGAAGUUUGGAGAAUCACGGCAGUCUGUGGAGGACUUUGUGGCAGCUACAUGGGACGGGAAAAGCAUUUUAAAGUCGAUCUGCAUCCCAUCCUACAGCAAGCAGGACAACGUCAGGUUUGACUCAUACAGGGCAUCACCUCGGCCUCUCGGAAACGCCGUGGCUUACGUGAAUGCGGCGUUUCUCGUCAAUCUCUCGGGUGACGGACGAGUUUGCGAGUCGAGGCUCGCGUUCGGUGCUUUUGGAGGAGAGCCUACUUGUCAGCGUGCUACUGAAGUUGAGAGGUUUCUCGAAGGGAAGGUGGUGGACAGUGGAGUUAUGUUGGAGGCCAUCCAGCUUGCGAAGAUUUGUAUAGUGCCAAAGAAGGGAACCUCGAAGGCCGACUACAGGUCUUCGCUUGUUGCGAGCUUCCUCUUCAAGUUCUUAAGCUCUCUAGCCGCUCCAAGCAGCAGCAUUGUACCUGAGCUGCCGUAUGUUACACAGACCCAGAAUGGAAGCACCCCGAGGUCGUCAAGAAAGAUCAUGUCUGGGAGACAGACAUUGCAAGAACAUCUCCAGGGAGCUGUCGGACAGCCAAUGUCCAAGGUUAUGGGAGAGCUUCAAGCUUCAGGUGAAGCUAUUUACGUGGAUGAUAUUCCAGCUCCGAGGGACUGCGUGCACGCAGUCUAUGUUUACAGUACGAAAGCAUUGGCAAAGAUAAACGGAAUCCGGCUUGAGAAUGCACUGGCUUCGCCUGGCGCGGUGUCCUUCGUUGGAGUUGAUGACAUUCCUUCUGGCGGACAGAAUAUGGGCCUCGUCUCCGAUCUCUCUCAAGAAAAGCUCUUCGCCGAGAAUAAAGUUGAGUGCGUGGGCCAUGCCGUCGGACUUAUGAUUGCGGACACGCUGAGAAACGCCAAGGCCGCCGCCGGCAAAGUUGUGAUUGAUUACGACACGGAGUCUGUCGGCUCUCCCGUGCUAACCAUGGAAGAAGCGGUUGCCAGAGGGGAACUCCACGAAAUCCCACAGUUUUGCAAGGAUGUGAUGAAGGACAAACACGGUAAUGUUGCCGAAGAGAUGGCCAAGGCCAGUCUUAAGAUCGAAAACGCUGAGGUGCGCACAGGGUCGCAGUACUAUUUCUACAUGGAACCACAGACUGCGUUGGUCGUUCCGGACGAGGACAACUGUCUCGUCGUCUACAGUUCCUGCCAGAGCCCCGACUUUGUGCAACACAGCGUGUCAGCCUGCCUCGGCUUGCCCAUGCACAACGUGAGAGUCAUCACCCGACGAGUUGGCGGAGGAUUUGGAGGCAAAGGCACCAAAGCCUGCCUGGUUGCCUCUGCCUGCGCACUCGCCGCGUACAAACUCCGCCGCCCCGUCCGCCUCACUCUCGACCGCAACACAGACAUGAUCAUGAUGGGUGGAAGGCACCCAAUGAAGGCCGUUUACGACGUAGGCUUCGAGCCCGACGGCAAGAUCAACGCCCUCCACGCCAAGAUCUUCAUCCAAGGAGGCUGGUCGCCAGAAUUCACCCCUGUCAUGCCAAUGGGGGUGCUCUCCGCCCUUAAGAAGCUCAACUGGGGAGCUUUCUCCUUCGAGUUCGUGCUGUGCCGGACCAACAUCCCGAGCAGGACGGUUAUGCGCGCCCCGGGCGACGUCCAAGGCUGCUUCUUCGCCGACGCAGUGGUCGAGCACGUCGCAGCUCUCACAAACUUGAGCUCGGAGCUCGUCAUGGAGCGCAACCUCCACUCGGUCGAGAGCGCCGGGGCGGCCUACGGCGCGGCCGCGGUUGGGGGCGAGGAAGGAUACACUCUCCCGGCGGUCUGGUCGCGGCUGAAAGAUCGAGCAAACGUUGACGAGCGGCUACGUGAAGUGGAGAGAUACAACGCAGCCAAUGCUUGGAAGAAGCGCGGGGUGGCGGUGUCGCAGAGCACGUACACUGUGCAGCAGAGGUACCAGCCAGGGAGAGUGUCGAUCAUGGCGGAUGGAUCCGUGGUGGUGGAGACUGGCGGCGUGGAGAUUGGACAGGGGCUGUGGACCAAAGUGAGGCAGGCGGCGGCGAGCGCGCUGGGUGAGGGGCUCGGCGGUGGAAUUUGCGUGGACGUAGGGAGAGUCCGGGUGGUCCAGGCGGAUACCAUUAGCAUGCCGCACGGUGGAUGGACUGGCGGUAGUACCACGUCCGAGGCGAGCUGCGAGGCCGUGCGGCAGGCUUGCCGGGUGCUCGUCAACCGCUUUAAGCCGAUUCAUGAGAAGAGAAUGGCUGAGUGCCGGGAUGGAGAGACGGUGUCGUCGUGGGAAUCGCUCGUUCUUGCUGCAAAGAAUGCUCGGGUCGAGAUGGCCGCGCAAACUGCCUUCGUUUCGUCGCCUGAGGCCCUGACGUACAUAAACUAUGGUGCUGCUGCUAGUGAGGUUGAGAUCGAUGUUCUCACUGGCGAGUACGAAAUUCUCCAAACCGACAUUGUCUACGACUGUGGGAAGAGCAUAAAUCCGGCCGUGGACAUUGGACAGAUCGAGGGUGCGUUUGCUCAAGGCGUGGGAUUCUUUACAUCCGAGGAGCAUCGCCACGACGAGCAAGGAAAGCUUAUAAACGAUGGAACAUGGACGUACAAGCCUCCAACGCUGGACAACUUACCUCGCCGUCUCAAUGUGGAGCUCCUCAACAGCAAAGUUCACGAGCACAGGAUACUGUCAUCCAAAGCUUCUGGAGAGCCACCUUUGCUCCUGGCAUCGUCAGUGCACGGUGCUCUCAGGCACGCCAUAGCUGCUGCUCGUAAGAACCUCCGCGAUCCGGAGCCUUAUUUCCAGCUGGACGCCCCAGCCACGAUAGACAAGGUGCGAAUGCUCUGCGGCGUCGAAAACAUAGAGCUUUAUCUCAAAGCUUAAGAGGUAUCGCAAGCUUUUCUCGAGCUGUAAACUAUCUAUGGUAUAAGGACAGUAGAGCCAGUUGUUCUUCGA